This is a messenger RNA of Pygoscelis adeliae (Adelie penguin), 1985 nucleotides long. It is a transcript of the gene SLC26A11, whose product is annotated as solute carrier family 26 (anion exchanger), member 11. Gene Ontology annotation, molecular function: sulfate transmembrane transporter activity. Lineage: Eukaryota; Metazoa; Chordata; Aves; Sphenisciformes; Spheniscidae. Gene Ontology annotation, biological process: transmembrane transport. The record is from RefSeq and is a predicted model, not a curated record. The annotation marks the transcript as partial. Gene Ontology annotation, cellular component: membrane. The transcript has 13 exons.
CCUGUGCAGUAUGGCCUCUAUUCUUCCUUCAUGGGCUGCUUUGUCUACUGCUUCCUGGGCACCGCCAAGGACGUGACGCUGGGUCCCACGGCCAUCAUGUCGCUGCUUGUCUCUUCUUACGCGUUCCACGAGCCUGUCUAUGCCAUCUUGCUCGCCUUCCUCUCCGGCUGCAUCCAGCUGGCCAUGGGACUCCUGCACCUCGGUUUCCUUCUGGAUUUCAUUUCCUGCCCAGUCAUUAAAGGGUUUACAUCGGCUGCUUCCAUCACCAUUAGCUUCAACCAGAUCAAGAACAUCCUGGGGCUGCAGGGGAUCCCUCGGCAGUUUUUCCUGCAGGUGUAUGAGACGCUGCGGAGGAUCGGGGAGACCAGGUCAGCACCGUCCCUGCGCCUGCCCUGCUCUGUCCCCCUGCAGCUGCUUGGAAGCCCUCGGCAGCCCGGCCCCCCACCUCCUGCCGUCCCUCCCGCCGCCCUAGGCUCCAGGCAGGUUUUCACCAUUGCUCUCUCUGCUGCAGCACGCAACGCCCUCGUGGUCCUGUUUGCUGGCCUGGUUGCUUACUCCUUCCAGGUGAUGGGCUCCCAGCCGCUCACGCUCACCGGCAGCAUCCCCCGGGGCCUCCCUGCCUUCCAGCUGCCGCGCUUCUCCAUGGCUGCACCCAACGGCACCAUCCCCUUCAGGAGCAUGGUGGAGGACAUGGGGGUCGGGCUGGCCGUGGUCCCGCUCAUGGGCCUGCUGGAGACCGUUGCGAUUGCCAAGGCUUUUGCCUCGCAGAACGAUUACAGGAUUGACCCCAACCAGGAGCUGCUGGCUAUGGGCGUCUGCACCCCCGGAGGAGGGCUCGUCACAGGCACCCUGGUCCUGCUCUCGCUGGCAUACCUCACCUCGCUCUUCUACUACAUCCCCAAAGCAGCGCUGGCCGCCGUCAUCAUCUCAGCUGUGGUCCCCUUGUUUGAUGCUGGGAUCUUCAGGACGCUCUGGCGGGUUAAGAGACUGGACCUGGUGCCCCUCUGCGUGACGUUCCUGCUCUGCUUCUGGGAGGUCCAGUACGGCAUCGUGGCCGGCGUGCUGGUCUCAGGGAUUCUCCUCCUCUACUCCAUCGCCAGGCCCCCAAUAAAGGUGUCGGAGGGGGAUGUGCUUCUCCUGCAGCCGGGGAGCAGCCUGCACUUCCCAGCCAUCGAGUGCCUCCGGGACGCCGUUUGCAGCCACGCCCUGGCAGCAUCUCCACCACGCUCCAUCAUCCUGGACUGUCGCCACAUCAGCAGCAUUGAUUACACGGUGGUGGUGGGACUGGCAGAGCUGCUGCAGGAGCUGCGCAAGCAUGGCCUCUCGCUGGCCUUCUGCAGCCUGCAGGACCCUGUUCUCCAAGUCCUGCUGUCCGCAGACUUAGAAGGAUUCCAGCAUUUCCCCAGCUGGGAGGAGGCAGAGCGGUGUGGAGGAGCGGAUCCGGGGGGCGGCAGGGCAGCCCCCUUCACCAGCACCAGCGAGAGCUCGCUGCUGCCCGCGGGGCUCAUCCAGUGAGUCAAGGAGCCGCCUGGGACCUCCUCAGGGGCAGCGUCACCUUGCCGUCUCCUCGCCUCCAAUUAUGCCAGAGCUGUAUGUCCUGUGCCGCGCAGAGCGGUGGCUGUGACAUCCUGGUGACAUCCGACCAACACCCUCCAUGGGAGCCGCCUGCCCCUGUCCUGCCUCCUGGGAGGCUGGUGGGAUGCCUGUCGGGGCUGGGACCACCCCGGUGUCCCACACAGGGGAGGACAGAGGAAUGCCAGGGACAGAUGGUCUGUGGAAGGGAUUAGUGGGGCAAAACCAUUCCCUAUCACGGUCAUCAGGAAAAAGCCAUCCCUCCUCCAGGCCCUCCCCAUCCUCAAAGCUGCUGUCUUUUUUAAAUCAGCUGUUUUAAUUUUGGAGACUUUUCUUAUUGUCCUGGUUUCCACUGGAAUAGAGUUAAUUUUCUUCCUAGUAGCUGGUACAGUGCUGUGCUUUGGAUUUAGGAU